GCGAGCUGUCCAUGGCAUUAGAGAUGCGCGAGCACGUGCCGCGUGCCGGGGCGCUCGCACGCGCACGCACGGCCCCGUCGGCCAAUCGGCGCGCGUCGCCGUGGCAACAGAGAGUGAGGAUGCGGCGCGGAGCCGGUCCACGCCGAGGAUGAUGCGCAGAGGAGCCGAGCAAGCGAAGAGAGUCCAGAGGAGACGCCACAGCGUGGCCGUGGCUCAGGCAGAGGACUCGCGGGGCAAGCCGGGCAGGCGAGACGAAGCGCGACUGCUGAGAGUGACAGCGGUGGUCACCGAUGUGUUUGUUAUGACAAGCGCCUUCCUUGCUUGAAUGCGAAGCCGCUCGUCCUGCCGUCAAUAAUUAUUGCAGCGGUUGUUCCAGUCAUUAUCUCUCUGUGAGCUCGGAGAAUGUCGGUGUUUGUUUCUAUGAUGCGGUGGAUGGGCUCGUGAGUUCCCGUACUUCGCAUCAAGAUCCUUUUGGAUUUAUUUGUUUUUACUCACGGCAGUGAAAGCCUCAAAAGUUUUGUCUUCCGAUUUUGCCGCUAGAAAAUUUGUGAUCCUCUUGAGAGGGUAGCCCUGGGAUAGUUUGAAGCAAGUUCAUCGCAAGAAGAGGUUCAGAAACAAUAUCCCAAGAGGGCAAAAACAAUGCUUGGACUUUUGAGAUCAAGUCAAUCUCCGCCGUGACACAUCUUUACCCAGCUGGCUCCAACCGUCCGAGCCCAUCGCUCAUCCCCGCCCACUACUCCAGAUCGAUCACGGCCACUGCUGAACUCCGUUGUUCUCCGGGCACCGCGACGUUCAGGGCGAGUUGCGAUGGGGAAGCCAGAGGCGGGCGGCGCGCCCGGCCUGGGGUUCCGCGUGCCUCGCUCCCAGAGCAAGAGCAGCCUCUCCGCCUCUCUGGAGGCCCUGGCCAGCUACCUGCCCUGCAUGGGAGGGACCGAGAGCGGCGAGGGAGGCGGGAAGAAGCUGCGGAGCACCGUGCAGAGGAGCACGGAGACCGGCAUGGCGGCCGAGAUGCGCAACCUGCAGAUGGGGCGGCAGGCGUCGCGCGAGUCCACGGACGACAGCAUGAAGAGCUACAUGUCGGAGGGGAACCUCGUGUUCCCGGGCCUGCGGUUUGGGCCCGACAGCCAGUUCAGCGACUUCCUGGACGGGCUGGGCCCUGCUCAGAUGGUCGGGCGGCAGACCCUGGCGACGCCAUCUGUUGGUGACAUCCAGGUUGGGAUGGUGGACAGGACAGGUCACCUGGAGGUUGAGAUCGUCCGAGCGCGAGGACUCAGCGCCAAACGUGGAUCCAAAUCUCCGCCAGCGCCGUACGUGAAGCUCUACCUGCUGGAGAGCGGCACCUGCUUGGCCAAGAAGAAAACAAAGGUGGCUCGACGCAGCCUGGACCCCGUUUACCAGCAGCACUUCAUCUUCGAGGAGAAUCCCCAUGGCAAAGUCUUACAGAUCAUUGUGUGGGGCGACUACGGGCGGAUGGACAACAAGUGCUUCAUGGGAGCGGCCCAAGUCCUCCUGGAGGACCUGGACCUGAGCAGCGCCGUCAUCGGCUGGUACAAACUGUUCCCCACCUUCUCGCUCGUGGACCCGACGCUGGCGCAGGUGGCGCGGAGGCCGUCGCAAUCGUCGCUGGAGAGCGCCGCCGAGGCGCCGUACAUGCGCUCCUUCUAGAGCCAAGCGGCGCUUGCGGCGGCCGGCCAAUGGAACGACGAGCGUCGCGUGCGAGCGCUGUGACGCGCCAGAGGACUACGCGGCAGGCGGCGGAAACCAUCGCAACGGCAGAUUCGUCGACGAAUUUGCAAGAGAUCAGCAGAUGCGGCGGCGAUCCAGCCUCGCGUUUUAGAUCUCAUGAGAUGUACCACUACGGACCAACCACAAGGCCGCUUUGGCUUCAACAAUCAGUUUUGCCAAUGGACGUGGAAGAAACUCUGCGGAUUUGGGAAGCGAGGUGGCAAACGGUUGAACGUCAAUGAAGCCGAGAGACGGAGACUGAAUUGGAGUUGCACAUUCUUCCCUCUGCCCCCGUACGCAGGGUCUUCGCUAAAGGUGGAUGUACAAAAUGUGAAACGGGGAACAUUUGUGGCUUUUGAUGGUUUUAAAGAACCAAGAUUUGUAUUUGGCUCUAGUGACUUAGCAUAGCAAAUGUGACCUGCUCGAUGCUUCUCUAGAUCGCCUCCGGUCUCAUCGAUACUGUAACAAAUCAAAUAUUUCGGGGAUUUACGGCGAUGUCCACUCGGAAGAUUUAUUUAGCCCCCAGACAUCAUGCCGCUGAGUGUUAUUUAAGGGCGAAUAGCAUCCUUUGCAGAAGCCUGUUAAAAAAAGAGUAGUUGAAUCCCAUUUAGUAAGAUUAUAAAUGCAUAUGUUUACAUGCACACUGGGUGAGAAUUUUAUACAAUACAUGCGUGUAAAACAUUGCAGGCUGAACCAACACAGAGAGAGAGAGAGAGAAAUGUAUUCAUUAAUGACGAGUUUGUGCCAAAUGUGAAGCAUGGUAUAAUUUUAACAGAAGUAAUCGGAGGUGCAGAAAGUCACGCAACCAUUGACAAAGCCUUAUGACUGGACAGUUAAGUAUAGGGAAAUUGCAACGCUAUUUAAAUGGAAAAUCAAAAAGAAAUAUUAUAAUCUAAAUAGAGAUCCACUCCUCAUAUGCCCCCGUGAAGCACAUGGGCCUCUGUCUGCGGUGCGGUGGCAUUCAGCGCUAUUUAAGUCGCAGCCCUGCUCUCUUUGCUGGAGAAAAUAAUUGUAAGCACAACCACCGCCUUCCACAAUUCCCCUGCGACAUUCGCCGACACUUUCUGUGCUCUUGAUAAGUAUAGAUAUGAGGUUCUAUACGUGACACAAGCAUCCGGUGCCAUGAUCCCAAAAGGCCUCAGCUGUGUUAAGUAUCACCACACUCAUGGCAUGCUGUUCUUUGCUUUCUUGCACUCAGUCUAGGGUGUGCGUACAGUAUGCUCACAAGCAUCUGCCUGCAUGGGAUUCCAGGGGUCGGAGUACAGAACAACUUAUGACUGCCCUAACAUUGUUUAAGUGUUAUAUGAGACUUGUCGUAAGUCCGAGUUUAUACGUAAGAGAGUGACGACAUUGGGUAUUCAUAAAGCUUUGUGCAACCUCAUGAGCGGUGAGGACCACUUGUACGGUCUAUUGGACUUAAGAGGUGAGGACCACUCGUACGGUCUAUUAGACUUAAGAGGUGAGAACCACUCGUACCGUCUAUUGGACUUAAGAGGUGAGGACCACUCAUACGGUCUAUUGGACUUAAGAGGUGAGGACCACUCGUACCGUCUAUUGGACUUAAGAGGUGAGGACCACUCAUACGGUCUAUUGGACUUAAGAGGUGAGGACCACUCGUACGGUCCAUUGGACUUAAGAGGUGAGGACCACUCGUACGGUCUAUUGGACUGAAGAGGAGUCUUAAGAGAUGAUUCUGUUCUCGUUUCCCAUAUCCACACUCUUCACCCUUAAGUGUCAAACGUCGCUGCAACGCAAUGCCCAGCCCCACGCGUUCUCCCCUACUUAAUGUUGCACAGGUUUGCUGUCAAAGAAAUAUGGGCUUACACGUGCAAUGGUGUCAGGUUCACAUUCCAUUGUUGAAAGCACACUUUCAUUGCAUCGCGAAUACGAAUUAAGUGUCACGAAUGAGAUGUCAGCUUCACUGGUGGCAAAGGGCCAGUUCAACCAAGUGUAACACUGCAUUAUUAUUCAAAGAGGAAUCAGGCUACGCUGUGUCUGCGCUGACACUGCUCCAAUCAAACCCUCCAAUAUUAAAGCCACUGACACAGCACCCAAUAGCAGCAGCAGCAGCAGAGCGCGGUGCCCCGCGGGUGCUUGGCCAGGGUCUGGUGUCACGAGGACAGCACCGGGCAGACGGUGGAGGGUCGACUGCGGUGCCCACCAGGGGCACCACCCACAACAUCACUCACGAUUGUGUAGCGGCGGUCUCGCCCUGGAGUCCAGACUGGAUGCUUAAACACGGACGCGCACACAAUAUCACAGUCUCAGAUUUAGUUUCAAUUCCUUCACCUUCAACCCCUCAGCAACUAACGCGUGAUUACUGAUUGUGCGAUGGAGGAUGCGAUUAAGACGGUCAAGAAUGUUCCGCGGUGUCUUUUGUUUACAUCGCUUUUUGCGUUACGCCUGCACCUCAUUCGUUCGCAGCCAGUCGGAGAGUAGCACAUCGCAUCGCAUGGAAGGUCAUCACUGCACAUGUCAGUACAUCCCACAGAAGGCCGGUGCUGUAGACACUCACAAAUUAGUUUGAAUAGAUGGCAUUUUAUUUGCUUAUGUAUUGUUUCGCCCGAGUAGCCAUCAGACGCAUCGGCCGGCAAGCCAGAUCAUAAUGAUAUCCAUGCCCCCCCCCCCCUCUUUUGAAGUGCGCAAUAUCCUGAUUUCAUAACGUGUUCGUGUUCUAACGCGAUAUUUUGAUUAUUGAGAGCGUAUGGCAGCACUGACUCGGUGGGGACUGAGAGGCGACCACCGUUGCCAUGUGAGUGGAAUGUGGAAUGGGUUGGAAAUGCAAAGCAGCCCGAGAUUGUGAAUGUAAAAGCAGUUCUAACCGUUGGGCAUGCACAGCAGCAUAACCUACCACACGAGUCCACAUCAUCAGAGGACACAAUACAAAUCCAUCGUACAUCUGCAUAAUGUUUACUUAAUACACACGUGCACAAAGUAUACACACACACACAGGUAUCAGUAAACAAUCUAGUAGCAAAAGCAUCUCCUAGGUAUGGAGUUAAACAGUGGAGGAGGGCAGUGCCUGAAAGGUCGUGAACGUUAAUUUAGUUUUACUCCUUUUACACGCACACAGUUUCUCUUACUGUGGUCGUGGUCAUUGGUAACCAUGACAUAAUAAUGGUGUAUAUCUGCGUGUAGAUACACGCGAUAUUAUUAUGUGUGCGGGGUGUAAACGACAUCUCAAUAUGUCCUCAAAAAGGCCAUGUGGCAAAAAAAGUUUUUUUUCCCUGCAUCAGAAACAAAAAAUAUAUACUAUUUUUUAUUCUUAUGACUUAGAAAUGGUAACCCGCAAUCAUUGGGCCUCAGGUACUCCUCAAGCAUUCCUGCGUACACAAAAGCACCACAACAAUGUACCGUGUGAGUGAAAAAGGGUGAUUUGACCGAUACGCACUUAUCCAGCAGUGGAUUGACCAUGGCUGAUGAUGACAAGGGCAGUAAUGUUGCCGUUGUGCUUGCGUAGUCAGGUUCGUGACACGCAUGGCUGUGAAGUUGCAUUCAAGAAAAACGUCAAGUGAAGGUGACGCAUGACAGUUUUGCAGAUGUGAAUAAAACAUUACUCUUGGAGGGACUGUGAAUCUAGAACAGAGCAGGCAAAACACGAACAUCUCCAUUUACACUCACUCACUACAGGAGUACACGAUGCCCAAUGUACUGAAUGAAACGUAUGUACCGUAUGUAUUCAGCCAAACCGAUAUGCCACCUCAUUUAACCAGCGGCGAUUUAUUUUCUUGCAUCUGUCGAGGUAGCCCCGUGCUCAGCGUAGAGGGUCUUCCCUGCGCAUUGUCAUUGUGAACACAAUCACGAAUAAAGAUGCCAAUGGGCUGUCGCCGCAUUCGUGCCAGCUCGCAACUGUGGAGGCAAGCAAGCCCGUUUAGUGUGUAGGUAUGUGCCAGAUUUUAGCUGCACCUCUUGACACAGACUUACAUUGGAGGAUCGUGUAAUUGUUUGUAUUAUUUGCUUGUAAAUACGUGGAAGCUACUUGACGCUGCUGCGAGUGAUAAUUAAUCUCCGUUAUAAUCUACCCGCGCCACACAUUGUAUAAGCACGAUAUUGUUGUGUUGCACACUACCUCAGCGUUAGGGUUAUCGGCGAGCCGCCCGCGUUUGGCUCGGCGUGGUCACACAACAUCCUGGGUUCGGAAUGCAGCGAGGCCCGUGCACGUGGAUGAAUAUGCAGGCGGUCAUUCCGAACUGCGGCUCACCCACGCACACACACGACCAGUUCCGAUGAGAGAUAUUGGAAUUCCCACCCGGGGCUCUCUAGUCUCCAUGUUCAACUUGGCCGUUGUGUGUUCUCCUUGUUCACGUGCAGGUUUAAUCGUAUUUAUGAUAGAGUUCCGAAUAGGAGCAUUCUUAUGCAUUUCAUGAACUGAGCAUGUUAAGGGUGACGGGUAUACAUGGACAGCCAGGAACAUUUCAAAUAGAUAUACUUAAAUAUAUUUAAAACCCUGUUGAGCUCUCUACAGCACAUACAUUACACAUUGUCCUGGUAUGCAUUUAAUGACUAAAUUAAAAUCGGUCAUACACAUAUACACUACUGUGAAGAGUUAAUUACAUAUCAGCUUUUACAAUUAAGUGCAAUGCCUCUCAACUACUAAUUAUAUCAAUACAGUAUGUACUCAACAAAAUGUUCUCUCCCUAGACAUGUAUAUAGUGUACAAGCGUAGGAAGAGAAAGACACUUUUAGUGAAACCAUUACACCCAAAUAUAUAAUUUUAUAAGAACAUCGUGAUGGAGUGCCAAUUAUUGACUCAAUAUUUUCAGAAAAUAUUGUUUCUAUGUCUUUUAAUUUUGGUAAGUGGGGCAGCUGAAUAACCAUGGGCUAUGGCCCCCCUCCCCCUUUAACACCUUUCCAGGCCCCCACCCCCUAGCCUACAUCAACUUAGCCCCCCAUGGCUUCUUGACUGCCACACCCCCAACUUCGAGAUUGGCCCCUAUCCAUCUCAUUGGUUUGUCAACUAAUGAAUGACACAAACUAAAGUCUGUGAUGCCUCUGUCCACUCUGAGAGGGCGUGUCGUCCCUUGGUUUGACGACGCACAUUCACGUCCACACUGCUGAUACAUCCAGAAAGUGCUCGUAUUGGACCCACAGCGGGAGUGUAUCUGUGGGUUUCCCAGGACUCAGUCCUCUCCAUCCCUGUGACUCAAUCUGAUCCUCUCACUCGAAUCCUCUUCCUUCAUGCCCCCCCCCCCCCACACAAGUCGAUUAGACAUCCCUCUUUACAGUCUCCCCCCUUCCUCCCAUAAUCCCGCCUCCUCUCUCAUCGAUCACUUGAACCGUUCCUCAUGAACGCCCCCAUCAGUCACUCGAGACUCUUGCCCACAGUCGCUUUAAUUUUGAUUUCCAUUGCGUCGUCGAUCACAAACAAUCGGACCACUUGCGGGCCCCUCUCCGUGUAGGUGUCCCUGCAGGGUUAAGAGCAUGCGGAGGGCAACCUCAUCCCUUCGGCCGUUGAGUUUUCAUGGUGGUCUUACUACAUUUGAGGAAGUGGCUGUUCAUGACGGUUUGCUGUAUGUGCUGCCUAGUCACGGCGGCGCGACAUUCAUGCGUGUAUUUGCACUGCAGCGGACGGAUUAAGAAAUAUAGUUUUAUUGUAAAGACGUGUUCACGUAGAAUCCAGAAAAGCAUGCAUGACUUUUUUUAAAAAAUGUAUUGCAUCUUGUUAACAUAUGACUGGUAUAAUGAGAUAAUUUAUAGUGUUCUACGAUGGAGGGAAUUAGUCGUAACUCAACAUUUCUUAGCUAACUCAGGCGCUUGGGCACUUUCAAAUGUCUAUUCACCAGGAACACUGCAUGGGUUCAUUCUUUUCCUCGUGCAAAACAAAAUCCGAAUAGGCACCACAAAAUUAAUUAGUAUCUCAAUGUUUAAUAGAAAGCGUUUUCAAAGGGCAACUGCACCCAAUUCGAGAGAGGAUUGAUUAUGACUGGUAACUGAAAGAUUAACCGACAGACAGAUGCCUUGUUAUUUAUAUGUCGCAGUGCUGGAGAUUCAUUCAUUGAGUGUCUUAAAUUAGGUUUAGUAACUGCGCUGGCUUGACAACUUCAUUUUGCAUCCAUUGAUAAUCAUUAUUAAAUGCAAUACUUUAUCCAGCAUCAGUGCCAACUUAAAACACACUGCCUGACAGUUCUGCUUACAGCAGCCCCGUAACUCUGGAGACCGUUGCAUGUUUGGCUGACGUUACCCUGACAGAUGUACUGCCUGCCAUCAUACUGUAGUAUAUAACAUGGCUUUGUAUCUUUCUCCGUGACGUACAUGUGGUUGUUAUGAUGUCGUAAAGCAAAUUUGAUUUGCCAAACAUUUUAAUUGUUUUGCUAAGCCUUCUUACUAGGGACCCUUUUGACACUUCCAUGACCGAUUUGUCUCCAGAGGCCACUGAAUUCCAAGUCAAUCAGUCAAUGUAAUUGAAGGAAUGUGUGAUCUGGCAGCCUGCUAACCCCAGAGACUCCACGAUUCUCUUUCAACAUGAACCGUCCUGUUCACCCACACGUGACAGUAAAAUAAUUGUAUGUCUGUUUAAAGUGCGCACAUUUUUAGUGAGCUUGUUUUGUUACGUUUCCCAUCCUUCCGAGCACACGAGUUUUUCUUUGUGUCACUUCAUUUUACUAUUUGUUGUUGAGCAAGAGAAGGGAAAUGCUGAUGCAGUCUUCCGUGAGUGGUGCUGGCAUCUGGGAUGUUUGACAUGUAUCUAUAACGGUGAAAGGGGGGAGGUGAUGUUGCUGCAUUUAGGAGCAGUCACUGCAAUUUAAUUACGUGUUUUUUAUUUAUAGAAAUUAUAUUUUUACUUGCUUAUUAAACAUGGUAUUCAGAUUACUAAUUUUGGUGAGAGGCGCCUCACAAUAUGUGAGUGCAUCUCAGUUUUAUCAUAGAACCUACUCGGUAUGGCCUUGUGUAAACAGAAAUACAAAGCUUGGAGGCGUUUUAAAUUAGUGAUAUUAUUCUCACUUAUUGCGUAACCAGUGUUAUAUUCGUCAGCAUUUUUUUUAUUUUAAUGACUAAAUUAAAUUUACAAACUAAAACUUGAGUAAAAUCCCACGAUUUUGGCCAACUAGACUAAAACUAAAAUGUUGAUGAACUUAACCCUGAGUGUGGCUCCUAGUUUAGUCAUGGCCUUCUGUAUCAGGCCUCUAGCCCUUGUCACACAACUCAGAAUUCACGGCACAUGCAUUCGAGGAAAAAUGUACCUUGUUUUUGGUGUACAGCUUUAAGCACUCAUAAAACUAUCGUUGAAGUUACGGACAUUGUAUGCACACCGGCACGUGCGCACACAUACUGUAAAGGUCAUAAAACACCAAUAAGUAUUGCAGUCCUUAUUUGGGAGAACCUAAUAGUGUGACAUUUCCUUGCAGGUUAUUGGACUGGGAUUGGUUUUACGUCAAGAUAGGUUUGAGUUUCCAGGGAGAGCAGGCCAUACGUGUAUGUGCUAUGCUCUGUUUUACAUUCACUGUAUGAAAUUGGAUUAUAUAAAAAUCCACGCAGUUAAAGUGGAGCAUGUGCACAUCAUGUAGUGCAUUAUGGAUAUUAAUUUACAAUGAGGCAUGCUGAGAUGGUGAUGGAGAGGGAGCGUUGUGUAUGUUCCUCCUUCAAUAAAAUUGAUCAGCUUUAUUGCAAACGGUCAGCAUCUUCUGGGUUCUUUCGGUAAAGUCACGUAGAAUGGGAAUAAAAUAAUAAAAAUAAUAUUCUGUUAUUAUUAUUUAUAUUGUUUUAUUCCCAUUCUACGUGACUUUACCGAAAGAACCCAGAAGAUGAAUCCCUGCAGUCACGAAAGCUUUAAAUCGAAAUUUAAACGGUCAGCAAUUUACCUUUAAAUAAUGUGCCCAAUUGUAAAUGUAAGUCGACCGUGCAAGGAUGAAAUGAGGACACAAGCAUUUGGGCUCACUUCCAUUUGUUGUGCAAUUAUUGCUGGGCAGUUCAACUUUCACCACAUCUCAAAGUAUUUUUUUUUCCAGCCGCAUGGGCAUUAUUUUUAACAUUAUCGACUCGUUUCCAAAACACUAUUAUGAAAACAAAAACAACCCGAAUAAUCACUAUUCACCCUGUUAUUUAAGGAGAUUGUGCAUGUCAUGUGCAUAUAGUAUGCAACAAUACAAAUAAACGCAACAACAAUAUUCCAUCUCUGAAAAAGAAUUAUGUUACAAAAGGGUCGUGACUGAUACAACCUUGUAAAUUCUCCUUUUUACAGCCGUAAACAGGGUUGUUGGUUAAAAUGAUGUGUGCUAUUUAGAAGCUAGUCCAUAGACAGGAAAAUUAAGCUGUGCUAAUCACGACCACCCAGGGCGUUUAUUCACAAGCCACACAAGCAGGGGACAAGCACUCUGAAGUGUUCCUGGUCUUCCAGAGAGAACUAAAACACCUUCUGUAGCUGGAAUUCAAUUGCUUUUUAAUGCACAUCAUUACUAUGGAACAUUUUGGCAUGUAUCCUGUAUGAAAUGACUGAUUACACAUUCAAUAAUAAAUCGCAUGCUUAUAUUUUCCGUUGCUGUAUUAUACUUACACAUAUUAAAUAUUAAGUAUUGCAUUAUGUAAGAAACAAAUUGUACAUAUCUAUGCAUUCCAUAUUUUGUAUCUUGCUUGUCACACUAUAUCGACCAUUAUUAAUGUUUAUGAGCCCUUAAGGGCUGUAUAAAGAUUAUUUAUGGAGUUUGUUGUAAGUUGAAUUGAUCUAGUUUUGAUAACACGUGAUGCUGUUUUUCACAACAAAUAACGCUCAUGUCCCCCCCCCCCCCCAUUUUACUACGGUUCAUUGAUGCUUUCUGCAACACUGGAGGCAAUACAAAAUUAUAUAUUAAUUUAUAUCAUGGGUAAAUAAUUACUGUAAUCAUGAUAACAUGUGUAAUAUAUGAGAGAAUUGUAUGCAAAAAUCGAUGGCAUAUAAAAUGUUCACAUGCUCUUCAAACUGGAAGAGUUUACUGCCAGGAAAUGGGUUAUGGACAAUCAUAAUCUUGUAGUAAAUAUUUUGGAAAUAUAUAAAUCAAUAUUAUUAAUUUAUCUUUUUAUUUAUAAAGCUGCUAUUUUAUGUAAACAUGUGUAAUAUGUAAUUUUGAAGUAUAAUUUGUAUUUUUUAAAUUAUAAUUUUACGUAGAAGCAUCUAAUAUUACAUACACUAGGGCGUAAACAAGUGUGCUGUGAAUAUCAUGAAUUCUCCACGGCGUCUUAUCGUGAGAAUGGCUAUUUUUUACGUUCACUUCUAACCUGGCACAUGUUGCUGUCCUUGUAGCGUUUGUGUAUGGAGAUGCAACUGACAGGUAUCUUAAACCGAGUACAAUGCCUGACUUGUUGACUGUAACACUAUUUUAAACAAUAAAAAAAUAUAUGAAUUAA
Messenger RNA from Petromyzon marinus (sea lamprey), 11043 nucleotides. Its product is annotated as regulating synaptic membrane exocytosis protein 4-like. The record is from RefSeq and is a predicted model, not a curated record. Gene Ontology annotation, molecular function: transmembrane transporter binding; small GTPase binding. Gene Ontology annotation, cellular component: presynaptic membrane; cytoskeleton of presynaptic active zone. Lineage: Eukaryota; Metazoa; Chordata; Hyperoartia; Petromyzontiformes; Petromyzontidae. Gene Ontology annotation, biological process: calcium ion-regulated exocytosis of neurotransmitter; regulation of membrane potential; regulation of synaptic plasticity.